AGUUCCACUUACACUCUGCGGGGAUUAAAAUCGAAGCGCAAGCUGAAAACGUCCACUUCAUUCAAAAUAGCAUUGCCAGAAUCACCGGUUAAAGCAAGUACAGUACCAACAUUUUUACCUGCAACAAGAUGCCUGAACCGCAGCACGAGCCGCUCAUCUCUUCUCAAACGUCGAUCAACAUGGGAACUCGCGAGAGUGACUCCACAAAGAGGGCCCUGAAGGUGGCAGGGCUCACCAUGCUGGCCUGUGCUCUCAUCGCUGGUCAGGCCCUCACAGCGUACUUCCUCCUGAGCCAGAAGUCUCAGAUCAGCUCCCUGCAGGACAGCGAAGCAUCAAUGAAGCAGGCCCUGAACCGUCCCCAGUCUGGAGCCUCCUCUGGCAGGAUGGCCAGCAUGGUCAAGCCGAUGAACAGCUUGGCCAUGAUAACCGAUGAGGACCCUAAACCAGAGUCCCCCAGUGUGCAGAAGUCAUGCGUGGAGCAGGCCGUGGAGGCGGGGAACAGCGAUUCCCGCCCCCAGUGUGAUGAGCAGGGGAACUUCCUGCCCAUGCAGUGCCAGCAGAAACCUAAGUUCUGCUGGUGCGUGAAGGCCAACGGAGAGAUGAUCGUGGGCACAGCCAGAGCUGGACCAGUGAACUGUGGAGGCACUCCCAAGGCUAUGGUCCACAUGCCCGCCAUGUCUAGCCAGCUGGAGGUAAACGAUGAGUGAGGAGGCGUGAACCUGGGCUGUGUCAGCAGGAGACACAUGGCUGCUCUCCGACGAGAGAUCCAGGAGAGAGAAAAAAAAAAAAAAAGCUUUUACUUUCCUUACAUAUCAUUAACACACUGUGCCUAAAAGAUAAAAGAUCCGCUGAGUAGUCGCUUGAUUUAAUUGAAAGCCUAGACAAGUAACUGUUAAGGUUUGUUAAUGUCCUGAUUGACAACAAUGUAAUCUCUCAAAAAUAUUACCUUAAGAUCAAAAAGUUUUCUUACUCAUAUGGUAAAGCUGACAGACUGCAGUGAAUUAUGCUAUUGUAUUGAGCAAGUGUAGAAGGAGGAGGUGGACUUGUGGAGAAAUGUCGAAGAGGUAACAAAUAAACUUGGCUGUUUUCCCUU
Conger conger (European conger) is the source of this 1093-nucleotide messenger RNA. RefSeq names its product thyroglobulin-like. Bases 129 to 707 code for a protein of 192 amino acids. Gene Ontology annotation, biological process: intracellular protein transport; immune response; antigen processing and presentation. The transcript is spliced from 7 exons. Gene Ontology annotation, cellular component: membrane. Gene Ontology annotation, molecular function: macrophage migration inhibitory factor binding; MHC class II protein binding. The record is from RefSeq and is a predicted model, not a curated record. NCBI's taxonomy places the organism in Eukaryota, Metazoa, Chordata, Actinopteri, Anguilliformes, Congridae.